AUGUCCCCUCGCGCAGUGCUCCCCUCCCCUCCCCGCUCCCCCUCCAAAGUCCCAACGAGGCGCACGCUCCUCCCAGCAGGGAACCCGUUCUCCCGCGUGCCCCCGCAAUCUACCCGUCUUCGUCAACUUCACUCAACACUCCGCGCGCUCACGGCCCGGAAAGGCAGCCGGGAGGCGUCGUUCGGGCGCGCCCGCCGAACACGGAGGUCGCUCGCCCCGUUCGACACCGCGCCCACGCCCACGCCCACGCCCACGCCCACGCCUCGCUUGAACUUCGGCGGUGCACCCGAGCAGGGAGCACGCCCGGAUCCGGCGGCCUCGUGGCGCGCAUCCGCCGUCAUGCGUGCCUCAGGGGAUCAUACGGUGCGCGCCGCUCGGGAAUAA
Messenger RNA from Trametes versicolor FP-101664 SS1, 384 nucleotides. RefSeq lists its product as uncharacterized. The transcript has a single exon. NCBI's taxonomy places the organism in Eukaryota, Fungi, Basidiomycota, Agaricomycetes, Polyporales, Polyporaceae. The record is from RefSeq and is a predicted model, not a curated record. The coding region runs from base 1 to 384 and encodes 127 amino acids.